AUGGUGGGCGAACUCGGUUACAAGGUUGAGCCGCAAUGGCAUUCGAAGCCAAAUUACAUCCGGGUGAUUUGUGUUGGUGCCGGUGCGGCAGGCCUGCUUGUGGGAUACAAGAUGAAGAAAGAUUUCAAGAAUUACGAAUUCGUCUGCUAUGAGAAAAACUCCGGGAUUGGUGGAACGUGGUUUGAGAAUCGGUAUCCAGGUUGCGCUUGUGAUGUUCCCGCACAUGCGUAUACCUAUUCCUUUGAGCCAAAUCCAGAGUGGUCGAGUUUCUACGCCUAUGCGCCGGAGAUCAAGCAGUAUUUUGAGAAAUUCGCCGACAAGUACGAUCUGCACCCCUCGAUAAAACUCAAUUCCAAAGUUCUAUCGGCAACUUGGGUGGAGGACAAAGGCAUCUACGAGGUUGAGGUUGAUUCCGAAGGUCGUAAGAUCAACGACUGGUGCCAUGUCAUCAUAAAUGGCACCGGUUUUCUCAACAACUGGAAGUGGCCAAAGAUCGAAGGACUGCAUGACUUUGCGGGGCAGCUUCUUCAUAGCGCAAACUGGGACACAUCGGUUGACUACACGGACAAAACGGUUGCGGUAAUUGGAACAGGAUCGUCCGCCAUUCAAAUUGUGCCCCAGGUCCAGAAGAAAGCAAAACAUCUGACCACGUUCAUGAGAUCUGUGACAUGGAUUUCUCCGCCCGUUGGAGGCCAAGUUCUUGAAGAAGACAAGAGCCAUUCAUCAGACUCGAGUCAAGCCCAGGCUCCUCAGGCACAAUACUGGUACACGGAGGAGGACAAGAAGAAAUUCCGCGAAGAUCCUGAAGCGUUGCUUGAAUACCGAAAGAAACUCGAAUCAAGUGUCAACAAUCUGUUCGAUAUGUUCAUCGCCGGAUCGGAAACAUCCAAGUGGGCCGAGAAACUGAUGCGCGAAGAAAUGCACCGGCGGAUCGGACCCGGGCAUGAAGAGCUCAAGGAGAGAUUGAUUCCAAAAUGGGCACCAGGAUGCCGAAGAAUAACUCCUGGCGACGGCUAUCUCGAGGCUUUGGUUAAAGACAAUGUGACGCCCAUCCAUAACGAGAUCGUCAAGGUCGUGCCGGAAGGACUGAUCGAUGAUGCUGGUCGGCUGCACAAGGUCGACAUACUUGUUUGCGCAACGGGCUUCAACCUCGCGUUUGCGCCGCCAUUCAAAGUCCUCGGAGUUAACGGUGUCAACAUGGCAGACGAGUUCAACCCUGAACCACACGUCUACCUCGCCCUGACAGUGCCCAAAUUCCCCAAUUAUUUUGUUGUGAAUGGUGUCCGAGGCAAUUGGGCCUCUGGGACAUCUCUCCCAUCGCAUGAGGUCCAAGUCGAAUACAUCUUGCAGUGCAUGAAGAGAAUGCAAGAGGAGAACAUUCGAGCCCUCGAAGUUAAAAUGGAGCCAGUGAAGCAGUUAUACGAGCAUAUCGAUGAAUGGCACAAGGGUUCCGUCUGGAACACGGAGUGCAAGAGUUGGUAUAAGAACAAUAUCAUCGGCGGUAAGCUGUGGAUCUGGGGUGGUUCGGCGCUCCAUUACAUGAAAACCAUCAAGUUCGUCCGAUGGGAGCAUUAUGAUUUCCGAUAUAACAACAAGAACAUGUGGUCAUUCCUCGGCAAUGGUCGCGUCGAGGCUGAAGUGAUGAAAGAUACUUCAAGAUUAGCACCCUACAUGAGGAACGAGGACGUACCUUGGACAAUAGACUGA
Messenger RNA from Fonsecaea erecta, 1707 nucleotides. RefSeq lists its product as hypothetical. The coding region runs from base 1 to 1707 and encodes 568 amino acids. The transcript is spliced from 9 exons. NCBI's taxonomy places the organism in Eukaryota, Fungi, Ascomycota, Eurotiomycetes, Chaetothyriales, Herpotrichiellaceae. The record is from RefSeq and is a predicted model, not a curated record. Gene Ontology annotation, molecular function: NADP binding; flavin adenine dinucleotide binding; N,N-dimethylaniline monooxygenase activity.